Messenger RNA from Rhagoletis pomonella (apple maggot), 7975 nucleotides. RefSeq names its product semaphorin-1A (gene Sema1a). The transcript is spliced from 22 exons. NCBI's taxonomy places the organism in Eukaryota, Metazoa, Arthropoda, Insecta, Diptera, Tephritidae. The record is from RefSeq and is a predicted model, not a curated record. Gene Ontology annotation, biological process: axon guidance; negative chemotaxis; semaphorin-plexin signaling pathway. Gene Ontology annotation, molecular function: chemorepellent activity; semaphorin receptor binding.
GUGUCAGUUGGCACAGAAGAGAAACGACUGGCGAAUCGUUUAGGCGGUUACGGCGCCAAGUAAGAAGAAUAAGAAGCCGUUCAUUCCAAACGCAAUCGCCCUUUCAAUUCUACAUACAUAUGUAUCGAUUAACAAGACGGUUGAGUUUAAUGACGUCUUCUAGUUCCUUUCUCCUGGUGUGAUGUUAAUAUUCUUCAGCAUCAUUGCGGAUGUCGUGUACAGUAGCAGUUUUUCGAGAGUCGAGUAGUAUCGAAAAUUUCAUGAAAUCGCCUAAUAUUUCGACUAGUCUAGGUAAUAAAACGGGAAAGUUAGCAGCACCGUAUAGUUUUGAACGAAUUUCGUCGUCUACUUAUUUUAGCAUGACAAUAGACACUGCCAAUGUGUUGAGCCAUGGCAUUUAAUCUGAUUUACGACUUAUACAAUGACGCUCUCUGAUAAGCCUAAUCAGUUGGUAGGCCUGGAAACUUGUUUUUUUUCCUGCGAGAUCGGACCAAAAAGCGACAAAUUUAAGCAAGCGUAUUGUGUUUAAGAGGGCAUCUGAAGAUUUGAUUGUAACCUGCCCAACACAGUCGCUGCUUCGCUUCUAUGUAUCAAUUAACACGUCCCUGGAGUAUACCUUCUGCGAUUUGGAUCGAUAAACCUCGUUUAAACUUCCAUAAUAGUUUUCUAGCUCCAUUCUACUGACGUGUUAAUUAGAAUUUUAUUAGCCUAAUUGGCGUGGUGGCGUAGUCGGACCUAAAAGAGAUGAAUGUAGGCAAGCCUAGUGUGUUGAAAAGCGUAGCUGAAGAGAUAGUUUAUAUCGUGCGGGAUACCCUCACAGGCUGGAUGCGUGUUUAUCGGAUAAGUCGGCGCCGAGUCUGGACAAUUACACACAUAGGUGCUUAAUCUACUACAGUCGGUCCUAGGUUCUAAAAUAACUAGGCUUUCACUCGACCAAAGGCUUUUGUUUUAUCCUUCAAAUAGCAACUAAUCAUAUCCUGCGUGCUAGUUGCCAACACUGUUACCAACACUACGCCACUUGCGCGCUCUCCCACACUUACACGGCCCGCUCGUUUGCUCUCACUCAAGCGCUCUUUGGACUUUUUCUCUCGACGUUCCUUUUGCUGCAUUUGUGUGCGUUUUCGAUUUCGUUUCGCUGCAUUUCAUUUCCACAAAAUUUCGCCCGCAGAAUAGCAAAUCAAAUGAACCAGUCGAGUGUCGUACUUCCAGUCAAACCGAACGAUAAACAGCUAUGCAGCCAGACUGUGCGUGUUAGAUAUCCUUUUGCGCCUGAAUAUAUACAUACACACCCACAAACGUACUGCAUACAUCUGUGUGCAGGCAAUGUGAAAUGUACUUGUAAAAAUUCAAGUUUUUCUUAAGACUAUUGUAUUUUGUGGUGUGCUAAAUGUUACAAGAAAAGUAAAAAAGGAUGUGAAAAUAAUUCGAAACAAAUGAACCUACUCCGCUGCGCUCGCAUUUCCUUGUGAUAAUAGAAAAAAUGACUGUGGAAAAGCAAAGCAAAGGCGAAUUGUAAUAACAAUAAGUCGAGCAAGUUAGGGAUAAACAAUUUUUUCUUACUAUUUACUUACGUCUAACGUCGCUGCUGGAUACACUUGUCCUUCCUUAGUGUUUUCUUUAGAUUUGCUUUGUCAAGUGUUUGCUUUUAUUGUGUGGCGUUGUCUGUCUGCGCGCCUAUCAGUCAGCAUGUUUACUAUGUGUACAAAGUGAACGAAGCAUAGGCAUAAGAAAAAAAUCGAUAAAAUCAGUAGAUAAAUCCAAUUUGAAAAAAGUGUGUAGUAAAACAAAAUCCAAAAAAAAAAAGAAGUGUGCAUAGUGCAUGAUAAAUGGAGCUAGAAGAAAAGUAGAUUGAAGCACAUAGCAAGUGAAAAAUGCAAAGCUGGCGAAAAAUCUCGCUUGUCACAGCCGCAAUAAAUGUGAAAUAUGCGUGAACAAACGCAGUGGCAGAGUGUUAACAGUGCGCGGUCUGAAACUGCGUGGAAAAACAAAUUUUGAAAAAGAAAAAUUUUCUAAAAGUAGUGAAAACGUGCAACAUUGAAGAAAGUGUAAACAUUGGUGUUCAAAAAAAAAAAAAAAACCGGAAACCCACAACAAAGAAUUACUGCUGAUAAGCAAAAUAGUAACGAAUUUCUCCUGCGAGGAGGAAUAGAAAAAAAAUAAAAUUUUUCACACACUCGUCGUUCUUUUUGACUGCAACCGACAAUGUGGUAGCGAUAGUGGUUUAGUGCUAAAGUGUCGUCGUCCUUCCGGCUUCAACUACCACUUAUACAACCGCUAAACUCCUCCAUACACACACAUUGUGCUGUUGUGUGUUGUUGGUCUUAACAAAAAACAUAAAAUAUAAAGUUGAAAGUCUAAUAAAGGAUAACUACUGUAUUCCGCUCAUAAGCGGCGCAGUUAGUUUACAUUCAGUUUGUCGUCGUUUCUGUUACUUCCCUCCACGAAUCGUCGUCAUUGUGCUGUGUUGUUGUUGUUGUUAUUAUCAUUGUUUCGGUUCGUGGUAUAAAGCGCGCUACAUACGUUCGUUCGUUCGUUUGUUUGUUCACCAUUUGUACAUCAUUUUUCGUCGUAAGCACAACGUUCGGCCCUGAACCAAGCCAGCCUAACGUUUCUCGUCGUACGUACAUACCUACAUACGUUUUUGCCGGUACUCAACUGUUUUGCAAUCUAACGUUUUGUCUACAUAGAACUUUUUGUCGGUUAACGCGCCUCCUGCUGCUUGCUUCCAAAAGCAUUGGUGCUGUGCGCUCUACAACACUACACAAAUAUACUGUAGCAAAAACAAAAAGCACUUUUAUUCAGUAGUUGCUGCUGCUGUUGUUGUGGAGAAUUUGUCGUGUUAUUCCUGUCGUUCGCUCUCGUACUCCCCAAACGGCAGGUGCUGUAUUUAUCCACUUCCUCAGUUCCCUACAUGCGAGUAGUACUAAGCUAAAGGGCAACGCUAGACAGACAAUCAGCCAGUCAGCCAGUCCAAUGCAUACACCCAUUUACAUACUCCACGCCAUUUUGUCUGUCGCCGGAAAAACGGGGGAAAAAAGCUGCGCAUGAAGCACGAAGCGCUACCGUUACUCGUACUACAACGGAAAAAGGAUAUAAAUUUUGGUUAUAUUCCAAAAUACGUUUUUAAGUACUUUCAACAACUCACACAUAGCAUUGCCAGUGUUACGUUUGCGACAGCAGCUGCUGGUGUGUGGAGUAGCGCUUGGUUGCUAGCCAGCUACCAAUCGUUGGCGCACGAGCAGCCAGAAGAGGAGGUGGAGCAGCAGUUAGAGGACACGCCGUCGUUUUACGUGUUGGGUACAACUGGAGGCGACUACUUGAGCCACUACAGCUGCGACGCCAACGCUGCCGCUUGGCAAUGGCCACAACGUAGUCAAAGUAUAGGUGGUAGUCGUCGUCGUCGUCGUCGUUGUUGUUGUUGUCAUCGUCGUCAGCAACAUCUUCACCAACAUUGUCGCAGCGCAACAGCAAUUGAUAUUCCGCUCAGCGCUCAAUACUGGCAACUUUUAUUUUCUUUUUCGGUUUUACGAAAUACAACAUUUGCGUCUUUCUGAACAUAGGAAAUAAAAAAGAACCCUCCCAGUCUGAAGCAACUUCGAGCCUGCGUGAAAAGUUAAAGAUUUCACCCCACUAAGUUUUCCCAACUACUCAAGUCAACUAAAUUUUGUUUUAUACAAAUAACCAUAAUUUUCCAUAAAUAAAUAUGCGCUAAGUGUUUCAAACCAAAUUUGUAUGCGUCGUCGUAAGUGAAGUCAUAAAACGGAAUCAAAGUUUCAGCAUGUAAAAAUAAGUGAAACAAAGUAAGGGAAGAAACGAAACGAGUUGAAUAAGUAAGAAACUUUAUUGUGAUUUCAUAAAUAAUAACUUAGCGCGCGCGAAGAACAAAAAUAAAUAAAAGCCAAAAAGGGGGAGGAAAUCGUAAAAAAACGAAGAAGAAGAAGAAGAAACGAAAAGUAAACAAAUUGUUAUAUAAGAAACGAAAAAUAAAACAACAACUACAACUAAUAAAUAAAAUGUUACACGAACCACAAGUCAAACGAAAAAUGUCGAAAGGGAGCUGCCACAAUGCCAACAGCGGCUUCACAGCCGUCGCAGCGACGCAAGUCUUCCUCGUACUGUCGCUGUUCGUGAUUGGGAAUCUAAGUGCCUGGCAGGAGAAUGUGCGGCCGAAACUUUAUGUGGAAUUAGGUCCUGAAGAUGUGCUGAAAUUUCUCGGAAACGAAAGUGUCGUGGAUCAUUUUAAGCUUGUCACAAAGGAUGGCAACAGUCUGCUGGUCGGUGCCAGAAAUAUCGUGUUCAAUCUGAGCAUACACGAUCUAACGGAACAGCAGCGCUUGGUGUGGCAAUCCACCGAGGAUGACGUCAAGAUGUGUAUUAUUAAAGGCAAGGCCGAGGAGGCAUGUCAAAAUUACAUUCGCAUCAUGGUGGUGACGUCGCCGGGUCGUUUAUUUAUAUGUGGCACCAAUUCAUUUCGGCCCAUGUGCAAUACAUACAUAAUCAACGACAAUAACUAUACCCAAGAGGCGAGCAAAAGCGGCCAAGCGGUAUGUCCCUACGAUCCGCAUCACAAUUCAACGUCAGUAUUUGCUGAUAACGAGCUAUACUCUGGCACUGUGGCCGAUUUCAGCGGCAGUGAUCCGAUUAUCUAUCGUGAGCCUCUACAGACGGAGCAAUACGACAGCCUAAGCCUCAAUGCGCCAAAUUUUGUUAGCUCUUUUACACAAGGCGACUUCGUGUAUUUUUUCUUUAGAGAAACGGCUGUGGAGUAUAUAAAUUGCGGAAAAGCAAUUUACUCACGCGUGGCGCGUGUCUGCAAAUGGGACAAGGGUGGGCCGCAUCGUUUUCGCAAUCGCUGGACAUCAUUCCUGAAAUCGCGCCUCAACUGCUCAAUACCAGGCGAAUAUCCAUUCUAUUUCAAUGAGAUACAAUCGGCCAGCAAUCUCGUCGAAGGACACUAUGGCCACACAAGCGCCAAAUUGAUUUAUGGCGUUUUUAAUACGCCAACAAAUUCAAUUCCCGGCUCAGCAGUUUGUGCAUUUUCAUUGCAGAAAAUUGCCGACACAUUCGAGGGCAACUUUAAGGAGCAGAGCAGCAUUAACUCAAAUUGGUUGCCUGUCAAUAAUGCCAAGGUACCCGAACCGCGUCCUGGUUCCUGCCACAAUGAUUCACGUACACUGCCGGAACCAACGCUGAAUUUCAUCAAAACACAUUCGCUAAUGGAUGAGAACGUGCCGGCGUUUUUCGGUCAGCCAAUUUUGGUCAGAACGAGCACAAUUUAUCGUUUCACACAAAUCGCUGUGGAUGCACAGAUAAAGACGCCUGGCGGGAAGACCUAUGAUGUGAUAUUCAUUGGCACAGAUCAUGGCAAAAUUAUAAAAUCCGUCAAUGCCGAGUCUGCUGACUCCGAUGCGAAGGUAUCUUCGGUGGUGAUUGAGGAAAUCGAUGUGCUGCCAAAGAGUGAACCCAUCAGAAAUCUGGAAAUUGUGCGCACAAUGCAAUAUGAUCAACCAAAGGAUGGCAGUUACGACGACGGAAAAUUAAUCAUUGUCACCGAUAGCCAAGUGAUUGCAAUACAAUUGCAUCGCUGUCAUGAUGACAAAAUCACCAGCUGUAGUGAAUGUGUGGCGCUGCAGGAUCCAUACUGUGCUUGGGAUAAAAUUGCUGGCAAAUGUCGUUCGCAUGGUGCGCCACGUUGGCUGGAAGAGAAUUAUUUCUAUCAGAAUGUUGCAACUGGGCAACAUGCGGCAUGCCCAUCAGGUAAAAUCAAUUCCAAAGAUGCGAAUGUGGGCGAACAAAAAGGCUAUCGUGACGAUAUGGACUUAUUGGAUUCGCGACGCCAAGGCAAGGAUCAAGAAAUCAUCAAUAUUAUGGGUGAUAAGAAUUUCGAAGGUCCACAAAUUUCAGCAGAUAUUAUCAAUGCGCAGUAUACCGUCGAAACGCUGGUUAUGGCCGUCUUAGCUGGCUCAAUUUUCUCCCUUCUAGUGGGCUUCUUUACAGGCUACUUCUGUGGCCGUCGCUGUCAUAAAGAUGAGGAUGACAAUCUGCCAUAUCCCGAUACGGAGUAUGAGUACUUUGAACAGCGUCAAAAUAUUAAUCGCAUUCAAGCCGAGCCCAAGCUGCUACCUCAAGUGGAGGAGGUGACGUACGCCGAACCGGUGCUGUUGCCACAGCCGCCACCACAAAAUAAAAUCCAACACUCGCCGAAAAAUACGCUACGUAAGCCCAUGCAUCAUCAUGGACCCAACUCAGAAACGCUCUUCCAGUUCCAGCCUGAUGGCUAUAAUACUCAACAGACAUAUCGCGGUCGCGACAAUUUUGGCACGCUGCGAUCGCAUCAGGUGAUGGGUGAUAAUUAUCGUCGGGGCGAUGGCUUUUCGACAACUCGCAGCGUCAAGAAGGCUGUAAACACAAAUACACGUAACAGAAGUCUUGGUCGUUUAAGAAGGCAGCCGCCCCGUCAUGGUAUUGUAACUCAGCACCGUUCGAAUAGUCCAGCACAACACUCCAGUUCCGGCUCAUCGCCGGUGAUGUCAAAUAGUAGUUCUAGUCCAGCGCCACCUUCCAGCAGUCCUAGUCCGCAGGAGAGCCCCAAGAAUUGUAGUUACAUUUACCGUGAUUGAUUGAUAUGUAAUACCAAAUCGAUGCCACUAAUCAAAUCAGCAGCAGCAGCUGCAGGAGCAGCAGUAGUGACCACAAUAGCCGUAAUACAGCAAGCAAAAACUACAACAACCGCCACAAUAGCAGCAAGUGUCAAGGGAGCAACAAGAGCAACCACAACAACAGCAGCAGCAGCAGCAACAGCAACGACCACAGCCACGCGCACCACGUCCGGCAAAGUGCGCACAACACUCGCCAAAUCCGUACCAGUUACACCAGUACAACCAAAAUCAUCAGCUACACACUUCAUAUCAUCAUCGCCCGAAUGGGAUGGCGUUGAUGAUGGCGCAACAACGCAGGAUGACCACUAUAACAACUGCAGCGAUUAUCUGCCACAUUCGUAUCCCAAUUUUACCUUCGAUCUCUCCGAGGACGACUCAAAUGAGAUUGACGAUGAAUUGGAGUUAGACGACUCAUCGCUAGCGAUGAUAACACCGCCACCACCCUACGUCGACACGCCACUACAAUAUGCACGCGCGCCACCACCGCCGCCGCACGCACAGCGUACAAGACGCGCUGCCACAGCGCCACCGCCGCCGACACGUAAGAAGCUCUUUCAAAAUCGCGAAAUAUUCAAUAUAAAUACGCCGACGAUUACGCCAAGCAGCAGUAGCUUUGCCAGCGCAAUAACGCCGACAAAAUUGAGCGCAGCAGCGGCGGCUAUGUUUGCGGCGCCACAAAUGGCACAGCUAAAUAAGAAAUGGACGCAGUUGCAUCGCAAGCGGCGACGACGGAAUAGCAGUUCGGGUGAUUCAAAAGAGUUGGAUAAAUUGGUGUUGCAAUCGGUCGAUUGGGAUGAAAAUGAUAUAUAUUGAGGGAUGUGGAGAGGUGUUACGGCGCCGGUAAACGGCUGAGCGGCAACGGCAAUGGCAAUGGCGUUGGCGAUGUUGACGGCGUGGCUGCUGCUUAAGCGCUUUGCUUGCAUGGCUAAGCGUGGCGAAACUCUUUCAUAUACAUACAUACACUUUGCGUUUCUUGGCUUAAUCGUAGAUUUACUUUUUCCAUUCGAAAUACAUAUACAUAUAUACAAGUACAUGCAUAUACAUAAUAGUAAUACAUACUUAUAUACUCGUAAUUUAAAUGCAUACAGCAGAAAGAAAGAAAGCAGCAAGUAUGUACGUACAUACAUACAUAGUUACAUAAAAUAUAGUAUAAGAACGCGCGAUUAGGUAACAAUAAUAGAACAGCAGAAAGCAACAACAAUACUGAAACAUUUAAUCACUUAUGUAGAAAGCGUACAUAUGGAGCUGCGUUAAAAGCAAUGUGGAACAAAUUUGAGACUUGCGAAAAGUAAGCAUUAAAUAAAAAGACAAAAGUA